CCCGGUCCGCUCGGUGUCGCCGCUGUCGCUCGGUGUGUCCCAGCCCAGCCAUGCCGCUGCCCCGUGUUCCCGUGUGCGCCGCGCUGCUGCUCGGCCUCCUCCUGCAAGCCGCCGCCGCCGAGUCGGUGAGGGAAACUGAAACCAUGAAUGCUGGAUGGCUGGACUACCCUGCAUCUGGGGACCUGCCAGAUGAUGAAGACAUUGGUGAAUUCAGGCCUCACUUAACCUCUGAUGGGUUAGAUAUAGAUGAGACAUCUGGGUCAGGAGACUACCCAGACUCUGAAGAUGGCUUGUAUCUGACCACCAUGGAUACCCCUCUGAUACCUGACAACUAUAUCCCUGGAGAUACUGGCAGAAAGAUAGAAGGUGAGAAGGAAAACACAAUGGUGGACAAUGAAAUCAUUCCAGACAAAGCUGUACCUCUGGAGGAGAACCUGUCCAACAAGAUCUCCAUGGCAAGCACGGCCAACAGCAGCAUCUUUGAGAGAACAGAAGUCCUUACAGCUCUCAUCGCAGGAGGAGCAGUGGGUCUCCUGUUUGCCAUCUUCCUGAUCCUGCUCUUGGUCUACCGCAUGAAGAAAAAGGACGAGGGCAGUUACGACCUGGGCAAGAAACCCAUCUACAAGAAGGCCCCCACAAAUGAGUUCUAUGCCUAAAGCUCAGCAGCACCUUGUGCCCAUCAAGGGACAAGCAGACUGUACUGAAACACUGUGCCCUCAGAUGAGAUGUGCUGAACAAAUGCUUUUUUUUUUUUAAUUUUUUGGAUUGAAUUUCAAAGUGACUUUGAGAAAAAACAAACUUCCUUCGUGACCCUUCCCAUCCCACUCAGCUAACAAGGGCCCAAUGAAAUACAAAGAGUCUGAAAAAAAACCUCAGUGUAUUUUUUUUUCCAUAAGUUAGCAUAAAAAGAGUAAAGAUGCCAAAUUUUCUGCUUGGUUUUAUGGAGGGUAUAUAAACACAAACCAGACUGUAUGGAAGCAAACACCAUGUGUUUGCAUCCUGCGUGCUGUCCUGGGAUUGGCUGCUUCCAUAGAAGAUGGCUUUUUUUUUUUUUUAUAUAUAAAUCUUGCUACUAGAUGUCUUGCAGCAGGCUGUUGAUGUGAAGCAUUUUUGUGGAGAACUAUUUAUGAAUCUCUUACACUACAGAUAAUGUUGCCUUAUCAGGGAGCAAAAGGCCCACGAGGGCUCCAUAUCCCUGAAUGCCAUAAAGGGCCUAUGGGAAUGUCCUCCCCAGGAGAUUUCUGUCUUUUCCUGUUGGCCCCAGGCAAGGGUCAUUAGUCGAUGAAAUCAGGACAGCCAGUUGUGUUUGGCUAUGGCAACACCCUUUCCUUGCCUUCAGUCUCUUACCUUUUUUUAAGGACGGCUUGUAGGAUUUUUUUUAUAACAAAAUUUUAAAGAAAAUAGCCUGAUGUUUAUAUAAAGUUUGUAGAAAUUGUUUUGAAAUAAUAAAAAAAAUAAUCUACUUUUUUAAUUUCCUCAGAUUUAUUUUUUCAAUCCCUUUGUGUUUCCUUUGGCCGGGCAUUUCUCUAGAGAUGCUGUUUUAUAUGAUUCCUAUUCUGAACUGAAGCAGAGUUAGUUACAGAGUGUUACAGGUUUCUUCUAGUUCUACAGCAGCUACUAUAGAGGGUAAAGAUAUUUAUGGUUUUCUCAUAACUUUUCUAGGAUUUUUUAAAAUAAAAUAGAAUUAUUUAUAGUUUCUGAAA
Messenger RNA from Melospiza melodia melodia, 1703 nucleotides. RefSeq names its product syndecan 4 (gene SDC4). The transcript has 5 exons. NCBI's taxonomy places the organism in Eukaryota, Metazoa, Chordata, Aves, Passeriformes, Passerellidae. Gene Ontology annotation, cellular component: membrane; cell surface. Bases 51 to 656 code for a protein of 201 amino acids. The record is from RefSeq and is a predicted model, not a curated record. Gene Ontology annotation, biological process: cell migration.